GCGAGUCGUUCAGCUGCCAUUCAGUGGCCGAGGCUUCACUCUUCUUGUCACCUCAGCGGUUUUUUAUUUUUUUACAUAUUUUUUAUAUAUUCCUUUUCCUGGGCUAUUGGCAUUAUUUCUUUUUCUUCCUAUACAUUCGUCCCGUCUAUAAUAAUUCUCUUGAGAUCGUCUUUGUGGUUGUCUCCCGCUGACUUCCCCAGAUUUGACUUACCGGUCGUUCUCCCCUUUCCCGCAUCCCUCUUCCUUAACCAUCACUCUUUCUCUCUUCAGAAAGGCCUGGGUUGCCUUCUCUGGAGUACUGUUUCUCUAAAUACUUCUUCAUAUAUUCUCUCCGUUUCUUUUGAAUUCGCUCCUUCCCUCGUUCAUCUCUACUCUCUUCCCCUCUCGGUCUCCGCCCUGUCCAGCAUGCAUAAACCAUCCCUUGGCCAGAUCGUCUACAACGCGAUCUUCCCUCGUCCUCGUACCAGUGAUCCGUCUUCAUGGUCGGCGCACAUUACUCGCAACCUAGUUCCCGAAGUCCGUAUCGAAACAUCCACUUUCUACGGCUCGUUGGACUGCAUUGAGGCCCAGUACCCGGGGUUGGAUUAUUCAUAUGGCCCCCAUCGCAUGCGCCUGGGUCGAUUUCCCUGGCAUCGCAGAUUGUUCCGGACUUUCGACGAGCUUCGUCUGACAGAAGCUGAGAUCUCUUCUCUCUGUCGCUGGGAGGGCACCAAAUCCGCGCGCGAGCGUUACGAGAAGGAAGCAGGGGUUAAGGUUCAAGACACCACAGCCAACGGUAUUCGCCCUGCAUCACCUCGCCCCCUUCCAUCCAUCGAAGUCCAUUACGAAGACGAUGCUGAAUCCGUCACGGACACUGAGUCGAUUACCGAAUCCCAAAGUGACGUUAUCAUCACCGAUACUGAGACCAUCGGUGUGAUUGACGAUCGAGGGGUGGAUUGUCCUGUGUCGCAUAAUGUGUCAGAGGAUGAAUCCAGCGACGAGGAGAUGGAAAGUUGUGGCGUCGAAUUGAACCAUCGUCUUAUGGCAGCGACGGCAGCGCGAGAACAAGGUGUUAAUGUUCCGCUCGAUGAAGACUGGGAGCAAUGGCUGAAAGAAGCCGGUGAGCGCGGUAGCUACGCCAACAUGAUCAACGCGAUUCGAGCAAAUCAACCACUGAGAUUUGUGACUUACCUCCCUCAUUCCCCGUUGGCCCAUCCUAAUCGGACCGGUGUUUCCUCGACAUCAUCUCCAUAUCCGGGAUCUUAUAUCCUUUCAGAUCCAUCAGAUCGGUCAACCCUUCGACGUACCUCCGUGCACCCCCGAGCGCGGUAGAGUCUGGAUACCGACAACCACUCCUCUCCUACUUUCCCAACCUAAUCUCUCUUUUAUCCCGAUUCAACAGGCAGCGCCUGUUCUCUAGCCGUCAUUUGAUAUGGGGGUGCUUUCCUUCUUUUCUUUGCUUCUUACAAUCUCUUAGUAUGAGAUCCAUUUCGGCGUUCCUUGCUGCAUUUUAACAAACCCGGUCUCUGGCUGCGGAUACCUGUGUGGCUCUUUGCGUUCCUUGAGCAUAUUGCUGUCCUACAAAUACCCCUUCUUUCUCGAUUCUUUGUUUGGUUUGGCCAUCUCGUUUUAUCUUCAGAUCUAUCGUGAUAUAGUUAUAGCUCAAUACUUUUAACACCGCAUAGAAUGCUGUUGAGAGUGUUGAUUAAUUCCUUUUGUUAACCUAUCGCCAGUAUACAAUUAAGCAUAGUUCCAUUACCAUAGCUUAUCUCCGU
Aspergillus ruber CBS 135680 is the source of this 1754-nucleotide messenger RNA. RefSeq lists its product as uncharacterized. The record is from RefSeq and is a predicted model, not a curated record. The transcript has a single exon. NCBI's taxonomy places the organism in Eukaryota, Fungi, Ascomycota, Eurotiomycetes, Eurotiales, Aspergillaceae. Bases 406 to 1311 code for a protein of 301 amino acids.